AGUCCUUAUUAGAACUUGUCAACAUGGCUAAAGUUUUGAGUUUAUUCUUUAUGAUCAUAUAUCUUCUUGCUUUUGCACCAAUAUUAUGUUUAUCAAGCAAAACCAAUUAUAAUUAUAGUUACUUGUAUCCACAAUUUUAUGAUGGGUCAUGCCCGAAAGCAAAAGAAAUUGUCAAGUCUGUUGUUGCUAAGGCCGUAGCCAAAGAAGCCCGAAUGGCUGCCUCUUUGCUACGACUCCAUUUUCAUGAUUGCUUUGUUAAGGGUUGUGAUGCAUCGGUGCUUCUUGACAGUAGUGGAACCUUGAAAAGUGAAAAAUUAUCAAACACCAAUAUGAAUUCAGCACGUGGAUUUGAAGUAAUUGAUGAAAUUAAAUCUGCACUUGAAAAGGAAUGCCCUCAAACUGUCUCUUGUGCUGAUAUAUUGACACUUGCUGCAAGGGAUUCUACUGUUUUAGUAAGCUGGUGGACCAAGUUGGGAAGAAGAGAUGCAAGAGAUGCUAGUAUAAGUGGCUCCAACAAUUGCAAUAACAUUCCUGCUCAAAACAACACAUUUAGUGCCAUUCUCACUAAAUUCAAGCUAAAAGGACUUGAUCUUGUUGAUUUUGUUACUUUAUCUGGGAGCCACACAAUUGGAAAAGCAAGAUGUACUAGUUUCAAGCAGAGACUCUACAAUCAAUCAGGCAAAAAUUUACCAGAUUAUACAUUAGAUAAAAAAUAUGCUGCCCAAUUAAGCACUAAGUGUCCAAAAUUUGGUGGUGACCAAAAUUUAUUUUUCUUGGAUUAUGUUUCACCAACAAAAUUUGAUAACAAUUACUACAAGAACUUGUUGGCUUCAAAGGGUUUAUUGAAUUCAGACCAAAUUCUUGUAACAAAGAAUGAAACAUCAUUAGAAUUGGUGAAAUUGUAUGCUAAAAAUAACGAGAUUUUCUUCAAGCAGUUCGCGAAAUCCAUGGUGAAAUUGGGAAAUAUUUCACCUUUAAUGGGACAUAAGGGAGAGAUUAGGAAGAAUUGUAGAAAAAUGAACUAAGAGAGUUCAAUUAUUGUGUCUUUAUUUGAUGUAAUUUUUAUGUUUUUAUUUUAUCAUUUUUCAAU
Molecule: messenger RNA, 1090 nt
Organism: Solanum tuberosum (potato)
Lineage: Eukaryota; Viridiplantae; Streptophyta; Magnoliopsida; Solanales; Solanaceae
Product: peroxidase 72-like
Exons: 4
Coding region: 24-1025 (333 amino acids)
Biological process (GO): response to oxidative stress; hydrogen peroxide catabolic process
Molecular function (GO): peroxidase activity; heme binding
Source: RefSeq, a predicted model, not a curated record